Cornus florida is the source of this 2315-nucleotide messenger RNA. RefSeq lists its product as uncharacterized. NCBI's taxonomy places the organism in Eukaryota, Viridiplantae, Streptophyta, Magnoliopsida, Cornales, Cornaceae. Gene Ontology annotation, molecular function: RNA-DNA hybrid ribonuclease activity; nucleic acid binding. The transcript is spliced from 6 exons. The record is from RefSeq and is a predicted model, not a curated record. The coding region runs from base 150 to 1967 and encodes 605 amino acids.
CAAGGCACGUUGCAGUUUUGUAUGCCUCCCACCCAACCAAAAAAGAAAAGGAAAACCUACACCCUUCCCAUCUCUCUCACACCCAAAAACUUGAAACAGAAGCUCUCUAUACCCAUUUUCUCUCACACCCAAAAACCCUAGAUGCAACAAUGGCAUUAAGCUACUCCCUCUCACACCGAAAAACCCUAGAUGCAACAAUGGCAUUAAGAGCUCUCAACACAAUCUACUCGAAGCUCCUCUCUCGAAUGGCUGUUUGUUCCCUCCGCACAUUCGCUCCCAUCAACUCCAAUUCCCAAUCAGAUAUUCCAACUAACAAUUCGGAUUCGGACUUACGUUCAAAACAACUUCCUCAUGCCGAAGGUAAGAAAAACAUAGCAUUCAAUCGAUUUAUGAAAGACGGGUCAACAUUCCCCCGCAAGGUGUUGAACGACGACGAGAAAUAUGCUAGGAUGGACAUGCCGGUGACCCGGAAGCAAGGGCUGAAACUGUUGGUUGCAGACAACUCUCUGAAUGCCUUGGAAGAGGUGGAUGAUGAUCCUCUGUCCGUGGAGGAGUAUCGAGUGAGUUACUACGGCAACAUCGAUCUUCCUCAGAGCCUCUACAAGAUGGGAAAUAUCGUAACGGAGCUCAAGGACAUUGCGUUUAGCUUGAAACCGCAAAUGAUGAUGAGGAACACUUGCGACAGCCGGCGAUGGUUUACGAGUCGUACUGAUGCAGUUAAUGAUGCAACCAAUGUUGAGAGUAAUGCCUUUUCUACUAAUGCAGCUGGUAAUGCCUUUUCUACUAAUGUAUCUGGUAAUGCAAUCCACGGUGAAGCCCCAGGAAUCCUUCAUCGUAUGGUGCGUGCCAUUUACAUCAAGGAAGGAAAUUUUCCAAACAUUGACAAUUUUAUUGCAAGUUCUGUAUCUUUUAUCAACAAAGGAAAUUUUAAAAGCAUCCACAAUUGCAUCCCCAAUUUAGUCCUUUUUUGUGGACCCCAACAACUUUUUUUCGAACAGAAGCACAACAUUAUAUUAGAAAAUUAUGGGUUGUUCAAAAAGGGCAACACUGAUUGGCAUGUGGCUGGGGUUUCCAAGACCAGAUAUAUCUCGAUAAAUGACUUCAUGUGGUUGGUACUCUGGAUUCCUAAAAAUUACAAAAAAAGGAUUUAUAAUUACCUGUUUAAGCAGCAAAUUUAUGUUUUGGAGAGUUCUCCAAUGACACUAUUAAAAUACUCAGUACUCUGUUCUUGGAGAGCACCAUUCGAUGGACAGUACAAGUUAAAUGUUUCUGUGUUUUUUAAGAAAAAUCUUGGUGGGACCAAGGAAGCUUGUUGUGGAGAAGUAUUAAGAGAUUGUAGGGGAAGGAUUUUGGAAAUUUUCUAUAAGCCAUUUCCUGAUGCAACAUCUAGAGAUGAAGUAUUGUUACUUGGAGUGCUUCAUGGGAUAGAUGAAAUUCUUAAAAGGGGAUUGGAAGCAAAGGAUAUAUUAUUGGAGAUUAACCAUAAAAAAAUUGUCAAGGUGCUAAAUCGUGAGAACGAUAUACCAAUUGAAUGUCUUGGACUUUAUCACAAAAUUUUUGGUUCGUUAGAAUUUGAUAAAUAUGAAAUAUCGUUUCAAUAUUUUCAAGGAAACACGGUAGCUAAUAGAGUUGCGUAUAUAGCUUCGCAUCUGACCGUGGGACAGAGUUUUCCCAUAGGCGAUAGAGGUUUUGAAACAGAAGUCAGGCAUGAUCGAUUGAAUAUUCCGCGAUAUGAGAUCAUCCCGAAUGAAUCGUCUGAUGAGGAAUUUGAAGUUUUAGGGGCACCAUGGUAUUUGCUGUCAGUGGACUGGUAUGUAUCGUGCUGGAAAUCAUAUUGCAAAAAAGAUUUUAGCCCUACAAAAUGCCUUCUUAAUUAUUUGGAAAACUGGAAUGUGACGCUCUUGACCAUGACGAGGAUUGCAAGAAUUGGGCCAAUAGUACAAACGUUUUUAAGAGUUGGAUCCUGACAAUCAUGAUCACUUUCAAGUAUGUAAUAUUUUAAAAAUGCAGUGACAAAAAGUGGUCUCCUCAAAGUUUCUUGAAAAGUCGGUUGGGUUUCCAAAACUUCAGGAAUGUUUUCUCCAAUUUUUAUUACUGGUAUCCACAAACAACGAGGUUGUCUUUAUUUCAUUAUUAGCAAUUAGCAUCAGUUCUGUAUCCAUUUUGAAAGUAAUAAUUCUCGUUCCAUAAAACUUAAAUGUGGAACGUCCCAAUGUAAAUUUAUCAUAUUAGGUGCAUCCAGCAUGAAUAAUCGGCUAAUUAUUUGUUUGUACCUUAUCAUCAUCGAAUGAAAUGAUUAUAUAUGUUUGGAUGUC